Gaeumannomyces tritici R3-111a-1 is the source of this 2776-nucleotide messenger RNA. RefSeq lists its product as hypothetical. Lineage: Eukaryota; Fungi; Ascomycota; Sordariomycetes; Magnaporthales; Magnaporthaceae. The coding region runs from base 183 to 2327 and encodes 714 amino acids. The transcript has 2 exons. The record is from RefSeq and is a predicted model, not a curated record.
AUUUUGCAUUUCUUUGGGGGAUAUCCCGUCCAGACAUAUCGCGGUUGAGACAGCACCCUCUGGAACAGACACAUUCCACAUCACGCAUUCCACAAAUCUUCAGUUCCUCUCCCUGCGACUCAUUCCAGCAGCCAGCAGCAACUCCCUCGCCGUGCGGCUGAGGGGUUCCAGCAGUCGCCACCAUGACGGGCGCCCAACAGCCUUUUCUCUACGACCAGGAGAAGUACAACGAUGCCCGCUUCCCUCCAGCCACAUUCGAUCCCAAGGCCUUCACGCGCGCCAGCUGGGAGGUGAAGCCGCCACCAAAGCUAAAGCCUAAUGGCCCGUUGGUCACUUUUAACCAGCACCCGGACACCCAUGAGGUCCCCAGCCCACGGAGGCGGUUCAGGCAGCUGGGACCCAGGACCAAAAACUGGAUCAGGCGCAUGAGGGUGUUCCAGCUCGGCCUCCGCGUAGUCGAGCUGGUUGCGGCCCUGGGCAUACUGGCCCUGAUGAUCCUGAUCACCAACGUCGAUAUUCUGGUGGCCAUGGUUAUGCGCAUCACUGCCGGGGUCGUUGUAAUCCACUGUUCCUAUGGCAUCUACCACCUGCAGCGGCCUGCUGGUGGCCGCACUCCGGCCUCGUCGGCAUCCUACAUGCUGUUUGCCUCGCUGUCCGACAUCUGCAUCAUGCCCAUCUACACUUAUGGCGUCAUGUCGGUCACCUCGGGCAGAGAUUCCUGGACGACACUUGUCGCCAGCCAGGAGCUGAUGAGGUACUUUGUUCCCGCGCUUUACUGGACCCUCGUUGGAGGGGCCAGUCUUCACUUUGUCUCGCUCGCCAUCUCGGCUUGGCUGGGCAUCAAGUUUCGCCAAAUCAGCCUCAUGCCGCCCGAUAUGAACCCGCUCGAGCCGCACCUGACGUCACGCGUCUCGGCUGGGCGCCGCCGUCAGCACAAGCGCAACAAGUCGUCCGUCGCAACCACAGCCUCGUCUUCGUCGCUUGCCGACUCGAAUCGCAGGUCAGGCCUGCCGGCUGACGAAGACCUGGCUCGCCCGACCUCCAUCCCUUUCUCGCACACGCGCCGCGGCAGCGAAGCCAGCCAGAACUCGCCCAGGGACUCGCGCAUCAACCUGCCGAGCCGCCAGUACCAGAUCACGCCGGGCAACUCGCCACGCAACUCUGCCAACUCUGCCCAGUUGCGCAAUAUGAUGGCGGGCGGCUCUCAGUCGCCGUCUUCGUCGCGCCCCGCCACCGCUGCAGCCAGCCGCCACAGCUAUCACCAGAGCGUGUCGUACCAGCCCGCGCUGCAGUCCCAGUCUCCGGCCUCGACGCCUUCCAAGAAAGAGGACCAGCAGGCUCGCGGCACCUACUCCGAAGUGCCCCUCGACGAGUCCACCGGUGGCAAGCAGGCCCGCAACGCAAAGUUCACGGAAGCCUGGUACACGUCGGACUCGCUCAUCAGCCGCACCCAGCAGCGCAACCAAGCCGUCAACAACCUCGUCCGCGCCGCCGCGUCGGGCGGCGUCAACCGCCCAUACUCGGCCGUCAACCAGCGCCGCGACCUCGGCCGCGACGACGGCGUCUCCGACGACGACUCGGAGGACGAGGCCAACUACGGCACCGGCACCGGCACCGGCGACGGCAACGGCAACGGACUAUACGACGACGCCUCGUGCCGCCACCCGCGAUCCCGCGCCGCCCCGUCCCCCAUGGCCCCCGAGGACGACGAGAACGACGACCUGGGCGGCCGAGGCCCCGCGCCCCCGCGCCACCAGCACCCGCUCCGCUCUAAUCCGGCCACCUCGGUGACCUCGCUGUCGACGCCGGCCACGCCGCCGCGCGCGCCCGGGCACUACAACCGCGGCAACCGCGGCAACACCCCGUCCGACGAGCUCUCGGCCAGCGGCGGCCAGGACAUUGGCGACCUCAGGAUGUCCAGCCCCCCACCGGCGGCGGCGGGCGACGAGGUGCGCGGCAAGAAGGGCGGCAGCUCGACGCCCGGGCGCAGCAUCAGCAAGCGCCUGUCGUGGGGCGCCGGCCGGCUCACGCCGCGCCAGCGCGACAGCUCCAUCCAGCCCGAGUCGGCCUUCAGCUACUCCAAGCCCUACGGCGAGCUGAGGCCCGCCACGCCCCCCGUCAUGGUGGCCACGGCCAACGUCGGCAGGGUCGCGAGCCCCGGGCCCCCCGCGGCGUCGGCGGCCGCCGGGACGGCGACGCCGCGUCAGAUCUCGUCGGGCACCGACUUUUACGACCUCGGCGCUGCUGCCGGCAGGUUCGCCAGCAGGAGGAACGUCAGCGGCAAGGUGGUCGAGGAGGGCAGGUCGAGGUACGCGCUGCGCGACUGAGCGAGGUGGGAAUAUUCUAGCAGUGGCUUGCUUGUGUUGGGGGUUUGGCCGCAAUGGCCUGAGAAGACAUCACUGGAGUCUUUGAGCUGUUUUUUUUCUUUCUCAUCUUGUUUGGCUUACAAACCGGCGUCAAAACGCGAGUCUUUUGAUCCAGAAGGGCUGGACAGGGGUAGGAAUCCAGUCAGCAGCCUCGUUUUAUGCUGAUCCGGCGUGCGGCCAGCAGUCGAGGCGUCAGUUGAUAGGGGGUGUUUGGUCAUGAUCUUGUUUGUUGGCUGUUUUUUUCUGUAUUUGGAGAGAUGCCCCUGGGACGGAUUUCACGCAUGGAUGAUGUUUAAUGGGCUUCGGUUUGAUGUUGGUUCCUUUUCUGUUUUCAGUCUCUGGGUGUUCGAGGACGCAUGUUGUAACAGUAGAUAUUCCCAUCUAGAUAGGAAACGGAUGUUAUUUUCUCA